This is a messenger RNA of Cajanus cajan (pigeon pea), 1444 nucleotides long. RefSeq names its product WD repeat-containing protein LWD2. The record is from RefSeq and is a predicted model, not a curated record. Gene Ontology annotation, molecular function: protein binding. NCBI's taxonomy places the organism in Eukaryota, Viridiplantae, Streptophyta, Magnoliopsida, Fabales, Fabaceae.
UUGACUGGAGUAGUACAUAUGAUGUCAUGGUUGGAGAGUUGUGACAAUAGUAGUACUCGGAGUGGACAUUUUGAUUUUAGAAACGUGAUGGAAUUAUGGAACAAAUAGCCUAUAAAAGCUGACCGAACUAUCGAGCAAAAACGAUUGACCAUUAGCUUCACCUUCCCUUCCCAAUCCCGUCCCUUUCUCUGCUUGCGCUGCGCCUUCAUAUUUAUUUCCUUUGCCAUUGUCAUUGUACUCCACACUGCACCAAGCUAGCUAACACCCCAGACUUUGGAAUCUGCGCAAUAGGCUUCUUGAAUCUUGACUUUCCUAUGGACUCCAUUGAAGUUAACUUCAGCAUGCAGAGCCACACAGAGGUAAAACAAGGAGUCCACACCUACGUUGCUCAGUGGCCAAUUUCCUCUCUAGCAUGGUCAAUGCGGCGCGACAAAAACCCUCGUUUCGCCAUCGGUAGUUACUUGGAAGAAUACACCAACAAAGUGGAACUGGUCCACUUCAACUACGACACGUUCAACUUCACCACCGACCCUCGUUUAGUCCUCGACCACCCUUACGCGCCAACGAACAUCAUGUUCUUCCCCUCGGAGGACGACACGAAUCUCGACCUCAUCGCCACUUCAGGCGACAACCUAAGACUAUGGGAAAUCCACGAAGACCACAUUCAACUAAAGUCCCCACUGAUUGGUAACAAAGUUAGCGAUAACUCGGCUAUAACCUCGUUCGAUUGGGCUGUAUUUGACACGCGUCUGGUGGCCACUUCGAGCGUGGACACGACGUGCACGAUUUGGGACAUCGAAAGGGAAGCAAUGAAGGCGCAGUUGGUGGCACAUGACAAGGAAGUGUAUGACAUCUCAUGGGGCGGGUUUAAUGUUUUUGCGUCGGUUUCUGGGGAUGGUUCAGUGAGGGUGUUUGAUUUGAGGGACAAGGAGAAAUCGACGAUAAUUUAUGAGAAUCCGGUGCAGGAUUGUCCUUUGUUGCGUUUGGAGUGGAACAAGAAUGAUCCAAGGUUCAUGGGAACGGUUGGGUUGGACAGCAAUAAGGUGGUGAUAUUGGAUAUUAGGCUACCAACAACGCCGUAUAUGGAGUUGAGUAAACAUAGGACGUGUGUGAAUGCGAUAUCAUGGUCCCCUGAUUUUGGACGCCACUUGUGCUCUGUUAGUGAUGAUGCCAGGGCUUUCAUUUGGGAAGUCAUGGACUCGGGGUUUCCAUCAGGGAAUGGUUCCGAUGUGGAGCCUGUCAUGUGGUACGCUUCAUCUGCUGAAAUCAACCACGUGCGUUGGUCCCCGCUGCAGAUGGACUGGAUUGCCCUUGCUUUCUUCAACAACUUGCAGUUACUCAAAGUUUAACUUUUCUCUUCUUUUCUUUUUUCCUAUGCUUAUAUUACUACUGUCUUCAUUUUGGAACUUUCAUAUUCAAUAGAAAUAUUCAUUAUUUCUCAUCA